CUGCGUGCGAGCCUUCUGCGCAUUCGGGACCGGGACACGCUAAAGUUUAUUCCCUGGGCUGCUAAUGGGAUUCUGGCCUUCGUCACAAAGCGAUCUCCGCGCAUCCAGUGGCCGAAUCGUGUUUCUGGCCUACUCUUGGCCAAUCACACCGGCAUCAGUGCCACUUUCGAGUCGAUGUUGAACAGUUUCGAUAAGCUUAGGAAAAAGAAAGCGUUCCUUGAACAGUUUGGCAGCGACGUUCUCGGCCGCGAUUACGACGAAUUGGACACCAGCCGCGAGCGAAUACAACAACUUAUUGAAGAAUAUGUGGCCGCCACAAAACCGGAUUUUGAAGACUGGCAGCCUUCAGUAGCCAAGAUAAACGGCCUCAUAGCGGAAAUAGAAAAACUGAAGGUGGACACUUUUCAUUACGAACAAGAAUGUGUGAACUUGUCAGCGUACGAAAAAAAGGCAGAGGAACUGGCACGUGAAAUUCGAGAUCUUCAGGGAGCAUUGGCCGACUACAACAUGGUAAGAGGUCUUAGAUUUACAUCUCAAAUUUCCUGUAACGAAUAACA
Molecule: messenger RNA, 557 nt
Organism: Soboliphyme baturini
Lineage: Eukaryota; Metazoa; Nematoda; Enoplea; Dioctophymatida; Soboliphymatidae
Source: the annotation of a GenBank genome assembly